Messenger RNA from Meloidogyne enterolobii, 1182 nucleotides. NCBI's taxonomy places the organism in Eukaryota, Metazoa, Nematoda, Chromadorea, Rhabditida, Meloidogynidae. The record is from the annotation of a GenBank genome assembly.
CAUACGUUAAUCUCAACUACACCUUACCGUCCAAAAAUGCAACCAGCCUCCCUCUACAACCAACAACUCAACGCUGCAACUCUAUCAGACCAAGCAAUCCUUCAGGCAACAUUAGCAGCUCAACAAGCAACGGCUAUUACAAACUCUGCCUACUCUUCUUCAAACGGAGAUAGUUCAUCCCCACCUACUGGAAGUAGGGAUACAAGAUUUACAAAAAUAUUUGUUGGUGGACUUCCUUACCAUACAACAGACGAAUCGUUGAAUAAUUAUUUUAGUCAAUUUGGGGAGAUCGAAGAAGCUGUAGUAAUAACCGACAGGCAAACACAAAAAAGUCGUGGUUAUGGCUUUGUAACAAUGAAGGAAAGAGCUCAAGCUGAAAAAGCUUGCCGCGAUCCAAACCCGAUAAUUGAUGGCCGAAAAACAAAUGUUAAUUUGGCCUAUUUGGGAGCUAAGCCUAGAAACAAUUCACACUUGGCUGCAGUUCAAUUGCAAGCAGCUCUCCAAUUACAACAGCAACAACAACGCUUGGCAGCAAGUGUUUUAUCGGCUGCAGCAGCUUCUCCAACUAGUCAACUUUUACUUUCACAAAACCCAACGACUGCUGCGGCUAUUGCUGCCGCUCAACAACAAGCGGCACAGCAACAACUGGCUGCUAUUAACCCCUUGGCUGCUAUUCAAUUUUCUCAAAAUAUUUCCCAACAACCGCAGAAUACUGCUGCUUUGGUUGCUUUGGCAGCACAACAAGCAGCACUACUCCAACAACAACAGCAAGCAAAUGUUGCUGUUACCAGUGGGGCAAAUACUGCCAAUUCUGCUUAUUUUGAUUAUAACCAGCUUUUAUUGGCAGCAGCCCAGCAACAACAAAGCGGCAAUCAACAGACAUCCUUAGCUGCAGUAGCUGCUGCUUAUGGGAUGCCUGUAGGCAGUGGAACUCCACAGUUUGAUUAUUCUAAUUCUGCUUCUUUGGCAGCCGCAUAUCCUUUUCUCCAACAAGUAAAUACUCUAUCCGCAACAGCCCCAACAUCAGUAACCAACUCCCAAAGUUAUGUUGCCCAAUUGGCAGCUCAGGCCCAGUUAGCUGCUGCUGUGAGUAAUGGAGGAGUUGCUGGGACAGGAUCAACAACAACAACAAAUAAUUUGAAGCGUUCUUCAAAGAAUUUGGAUCAACGUCGAAGCGAAUAA